This is a messenger RNA of Microthlaspi erraticum, 1359 nucleotides long. Lineage: Eukaryota; Viridiplantae; Streptophyta; Magnoliopsida; Brassicales; Brassicaceae. The record is from the annotation of a GenBank genome assembly.
AUGGAGAGAUCAUCAUCAUCAUCUGAUAUGGUCGAAAGUGUUGAUUGGAUCAGCAAACUCCCAGAUGAUGUUUUGCUGAUGUUCUUAUCGAGGCUGUCCACAGAAGAAGCCAUAAGGACAAGUGUUGUGUCGAGACGAUGGGAACAUGUGUGGAAGCACAUGACUCAUCUAGUCUUGGACAUGCGAAAGAAGAAGAUUAUGGAAUCCAACAAUGAGCUCGAUUUCUCGAAUCGGGUUGCUACAUUGAUGACCAAGGUUAUCAACAACCACCGUGGACAUCUAGAGAGCUGCGUGAUCGACCAUUACACAAAGGGGAUGCUGAAUACUUGGACUCAAUCACUCACCAGUGUAAAGCAGACCAAGCAUCUCACCCUUAGACACCAUAAUGAUCUACGGAUCAAACAAAACUUCAUGGACUUUCUCACAAACUCAUUCUCAUAUCCAGGCCUCACAUCACUCUCGCUGUCUUCAUACUUUCUCACAACCCCGCGUUCCUUCGACAGAUGCCAAAAUCUCAAGACCCUCAAAUUCACAGAUAUGCUCUCAAUCGAUGUCGGAGUCUUUAACAAAGUCAUCGCAUCUUGCCCUUCCUUGGAGGUGCUUGUACUAAACAUCAAUUGCCUCAGAGAAGGUGGUCCUUUGAGGAUUGAAAACAAAAGAUUAAAGCUCUUGAACAUGUCAUUUUGCUUUGAGGUUAAUGGCAUUGUAGUGUCAUCUCCUAGUUUGCAAUUUCUCGCUAUGGAUAAAAUCAUGUCCUGUCAGAGAGAUGGCUUUGUCCUCACGUCACCUCGACUCCAGUUUAAUAGAAACUUUUGGCUUACAAACACAUUCCAUCCUCACAUCAGCUACGACAUAUCACAGGAGGAAAACUGCUCUGUGCAUGAAGAAUUUGUGGUUAACACAUGUGGUGGGUUGUUGAGAGCAUCCUUGGCUGCAUCCUUGUCAGUGAGUGUUGAUUUAGUGAAUCCAAGACAAGUUGAGAGAUUAAGACAAGUCUUACUUCUAUGGACACGUAAAAUAAAAGAGCUUGAGAUCUUAUUUAAGAAUAACAAUGCUCAUAGAGAAGAAGAAGAUGAGUACUCAUCACAGAAGAAGUUGUGGGAGGAUAAUAAUAACGAAGAUCCGUUCCCCAAUGCUGAGUUUCGUGUGGAUACUGUGUGGAUGCAUAACUUCAGCGGUUCAUAUGAAGAAUUUGCUUUAGCAUCACGUUUGAUUAGGCAAGGGACAGUGGUAAAGCAGAUGAUGAUCAAGACGACGUCCUUUCCUGCAUGGAACAAGUUGGAGAUUGAAAUGGCAGUGGCCAAACUACAAGCACUUCAAACGAAAGAUCAAUCGAAGCUUACCAUCGAGUGUUUCUGA